AUGUGUACCUGUGACCAAGAGGUUCAGUUUGGAUCGGAGUUCUCGAGUGAUGAUGACUUGACAAUCUGCUCCAGGUUAGACAGUGACGAUUAUUUCAGCGAUUGCGAGGAUUACUGCGACUGCUACAGCUCUAAUGUCUACCAGGAAUCGCCAUGUGUAUGCUACAGGGUCAUAAAUGUGGAAGCCGGCGACGAUGCCGAGCACUGCAUACACAUUGAAGAUCGAGCCCACAGCCCAAACGGUGCCAAUGGAGGUUGUCAAUGCGCAUGUCUCGUUACCAUAGACCAAACGCCUAAAACGGCGGACAAUGUACCGGUAAGGAUAAGGUCAAAGAGCCAAAACAAGUCAAAGAACAUACGCUUUUGCAACCGGAUUGUACCGAAAAUUUUGAAGGAACCGAACUUCAUCACCUUUACACAUUCCUUGUCCAGUGGACUAAACAACAUGGAGAUUAUUGCCAAGCCGCUAAAGCCAAAGUCUGUCAAGGCUAGGCCGAAAAAGAUGCCUCCAAAGCUCAAGAUUGCAGUCUCUAAACGAAGUUAA
Molecule: messenger RNA, 543 nt
Organism: Theileria equi strain WA
Lineage: Eukaryota; Apicomplexa; Aconoidasida; Piroplasmida; Theileriidae
Exons: 1
Coding region: 1-543 (180 amino acids)
Source: RefSeq, a predicted model, not a curated record